AUGAGCGGUGAGAGUAUCUACAAUUUAAUUCAGGAAGCACCUCCCGUAACGACGGGGCCCUACACUGGGAAGUACGAAAAACAUUUAAAAGAGAGAGAAAAGCCUACAUAUUCUACUUUUUUUGAAAAGGGGAAGGAGUAUGAUGGUUCACACGUGCGCUAUUUUAAACAACGCGAUGCCGUUUUUGGUUCAAUAGUCAAUGAUACCGUGGACCCAAAGAACUUUUUGCGUGCAGGCGGAGGUGUCAAAUACGCCGUGCCUCCAGUGCAACAAAGCAAGGUUUUUACAAAGCUUCCAUUGGAUCACGGUGUGUCAAAGCUUCGUAGCGGGGAAGAGAAGGGACGUCUGGAACCGAUCUCCGAUGCGGUUGUGGAUGCUAACGGAAGAGAGGCAUUGCGUGGGCCAAACGAACUGGGACAAGAUAAUGCAAUGAACGGAGCAAGAGCUGGUGUUCAAGGUUCCAAGAAAUCCGGGACCGAGCCUGGGGAAGAUUCUGUUGUGGGUCAUGGAAAUAACAAAGGGAACGAUCACAAGGGAACUUCCGAUUCCAUGGGAGACGCAAGAAAUGUUCCAGUUGAACAAAAAGAAAAGGAUUUGACACCCCAUGUUGCCAUUGUGGAUGAUGGGUUAUAUUCUGCAAAUAAUAACGAUGAUAUUUGGGCCAAAGGCCCUCGUGAAGGCGGAAAAAACUUUGUCACCUCAAACAUGAUACAGGUCAGUAACAUGGUGCCCAAGCGGCGAAAAGAUCAACCGGAAAAUCCAACGUGCCGGAAUAACUUUGGACGGACACCUGCGUACUUGCAUCGAGUGAAACAGGAAAUUGAUCACGAAAAAAUGCGUCUUAAAUCCAUUGAGGAAAUGAGCAUUCAACAGAAAAUUCGGGAUAUGCAACGUUAUGUUCAUCGCUUGGACGAGAAGGAACGGUUGCAGUUGAUAGAGAAACUCAGAACAAAGUUGAAUGAGAAAAGUACGGAGUUAAUUAAGAUGCCUUUUGUCAAAGAUACCUAUACACAGGUCCUGCGACGGGCUGAAUUAGAGAAGGAAAUUAAAGAAAUUGAGGCUUCUAUUGCCAAGUUAGACAAGGAUGCUGUCUUCGUUUACAAUGAUGAUCCAAGGUGUGUCCAUUGGACGAAGAACGCAGCCCUUGAGGAGGCAUCCCGUUUUGCCGCCGAGCGGCAAAAUUGA
This is a messenger RNA of Trypanosoma conorhini, 1185 nucleotides long. RefSeq names its product putative prolyl oligopeptidase, putative,serine peptidase clan SC, family S9A. NCBI's taxonomy places the organism in Eukaryota, Euglenozoa, Kinetoplastea, Trypanosomatida, Trypanosomatidae. The transcript has a single exon. Gene Ontology annotation, molecular function: calmodulin binding. Bases 1 to 1185 code for a protein of 394 amino acids. The record is from RefSeq and is a predicted model, not a curated record.